Molecule: messenger RNA, 2182 nt
Organism: Solanum verrucosum
Lineage: Eukaryota; Viridiplantae; Streptophyta; Magnoliopsida; Solanales; Solanaceae
Product: probable inactive receptor kinase At1g48480
Exons: 2
Coding region: 206-2143 (645 amino acids)
Biological process (GO): protein phosphorylation
Molecular function (GO): ATP binding; protein kinase activity; protein binding
Source: RefSeq, a predicted model, not a curated record
AGUAUUUCUUUAUCUUCUCCAGCUCAGACACACACACUCACACAGACACACAGUAGACACAGUCCAUUUUUCUCUCUCAAAAUCAACCAACAAGAUGAUGAACAACAUGUUUACCACUCCUUUGAACAAGAAUUGAAUCAAGAAAUCAAAUUACCCAGAAAAAUUCCUGUUUGGGGGUUUUGGGUUUACCCAAAAUCUUCAAAAAAUGAGCUCAAAAAUCUUGUUUUUAUUCACCAUUUCUGUAUCAAUUUUCACUCUUUUCUUGCCGACAAACUCUGACAUUGUUUCCGAUCGAGCUACCCUUUUAUCUAUCCGAUCUGCUCUUCGUGGACGUUCACUUUUAUGGAAUAUUACAAGUCCGACUUGUUCAUGGCCUGGUGUUAUUUGUUCACCUGAUAAAUCUUCUGUUUUAGAGCUUCAUCUACCUGGAAUGGGACUUUUAGGCCAAAUCCCACCUGGGCUUUUCUCAAAUUUGACUAAAUUGAACUUUCUCAGUCUCCGGUAUAAUGCACUUUCCGGUGUAAUUCCGGCGGACUUAUUUACUUCACUUCAUGAUUUGCGUAACUUGUACCUUCAAAAUAAUCUAUUUUCCGGUCCAAUUCCUGAUUCAAUCUUCUCUCUUACCAAUCUUGUCCGGCUUAAUCUUGCUCAUAACAAUUUCUCCGGUUCAAUACCGGAAUCUUUCAACAAUUUGACUAGUUUGGGUACACUUUACUUGCAGGGAAAUGGGUUUUCGGGUCAGAUACCGGAUCUGAAUUUACCUGGUAUGGUUCAGUUCAAUGUAUCGAAUAAUCAGCUAAACGGGUCAAUUCCUAGUAAACUUGCGGGUCAACCCAAGGAUGCUUUUUUGGGUACUUCACUUUGUGGUAAGCCACUUGAUUCAUGUGAUGGUAGUAGUAGUAGUAGUAUUGGAGAAGGUAAAAAGAAGAAACUUUCUGGUGGAGCAAUUGCUGGUAUAGUAAUUGGUUGUGUUGUUGGUUUGCUUUUGCUUCUUUGUUUGCUGUUUUUCUGUUGUAGAAAAAGGGGUAAAAAAGAAACAAGAUCUGCUGAUGUUGGUGCUGUUAGUAAGCAGGUUGAAGUUGAAAUGCCUGAAGAAAGAGGGGUUGAGAGUAAUGGUGGAAAAGAUGGAUUCUUGGGUAGUGCAAUUGCAGCUAUUGGUGUUGGAGGGGGUAAUAAGGAUAAAGGUAAAGCUGAGGCUGUUGUAAAUGAUGGAAAAAGUUUGGUGUUUUUUGGGAAAAUGGCUAAAAAUUUCAAUUUGGAUGAUUUGUUGAAAGCUUCUGCUGAAGUUUUGGGAAAAGGGACAUUUGGUACUGCUUAUAAAGCUGCUUUGGAAUCAGGGAUUACAUUAGUUGUGAAGAGAUUGAGAGAUGUUACUGUACCUGAGAAGGAGUUUAGAGAGAAAAUUGAAGAUGUUGGGAAAAUGAAUCAUGAGAAUUUGGUUCCUUUGAGAGCUUAUUAUUAUAGCAGAGAUGAGAAGCUUCUUGUUUAUGAUUACAUCUCAAUGGGAAGCCUUUCUGCACUUUUACAUGGCAACAAAGGAGCAGGUAGGACACCGUUGAAUUGGGAAACAAGGGCUGGCAUUGCCCUUGGAGCUGCACACGGGAUUGCCUACCUUCAUGCACAAGGGCCCUCAGUAUCACAUGGCAACAUUAAGUCAUCCAAUAUCCUCCUCACCAAAUCAUACGAGGCCCGUGUUUCAGAUUUUGGCCUUGCUCAACUCGUCGGUCCAUCAUCAACUCCCAACCGUGUUGCAGGUUACAGGGCACCAGAGGUAACUGACCCUCGUAAAGUCUCCCAGAAAGCAGAUGUCUAUAGCUUUGGCGUCUUGUUGUUGGAACUCCUAACAGGGAAGGCUCCCACACAUUCGAUAAUGAAUGAGGAAGGUGUCGACCUACCAAGAUGGGUGCAAUCAGUGGUACGAGAGGAAUGGACAGCCGAAGUCUUUGACCUCGAGCUCCUUAGGUACCAAAACGUCGAGGAGGACAUGGUCCAGCUAUUGCAAGUUGCAGUUGAUUGCACUGCUCAGUACCCUGACAGACGCCCUUCAAUGGCCGAGGUCACUACUCGCGUUGAAGAACUCUGUCGUAUGGAUUCUGGAGGUGGUGACAUAAUUGACAAUGAUGCAGAAGUGCAAACUGCAUGAAAUUGAACAAGAAAAAAUAGUUCCAUCACAUUAUUUCAA